Messenger RNA from Rubroshorea leprosula, 829 nucleotides. The record is from the annotation of a GenBank genome assembly. Lineage: Eukaryota; Viridiplantae; Streptophyta; Magnoliopsida; Malvales; Dipterocarpaceae.
GAAAGCAGUGUGAUAAUUCCCUGAGAAAGAGAUAAUGAAAUUAGGGUACCUGUUCCAGGAGGAAAUCAUGUUAGCUGCGUCUUCCUUCUUAUUAUGCCAUCUUUGACAACACAUUAUUGUGGACUUGCUGCAGCUUUUUGUUGUUCCUUAUCAAAGUUUCAAGCAUAUAAGGGGAUCUCCAUUAUUCUUCUUCUCGUUCUGAGCACUGCCAUCUUUCAUUGAGGAUCAUUGAUGCAUCUUCUGCAGAAACUAGUUUCUUUCACCAUGUUUGUACCUCUUCCUAAUUUUGUUCUGCCAUUUGUUAGCUCUUCUCAAGAACAAGUGAGACUCACAGGGAACCAUAGCAAUAACAAAGCAAGCAUUCAUGAGAUAAGUCCUAAACUGUUAUUUGAGAUUACACUUCAUGGCUUCCUCCUUUGGGCUUCAAUGGGGUUCCUGAUCCCUGUUGGAAUACUCACUAUCAGGAUGUCCAACAGAGAAGAAUGUGGAAGAAGGCUUAAAAUUCUUUUCUAUGUUCAUGCAGUCACAGAGGCAAGUUCAUCUUUUUUCUCUUUGUAUAUUCACAUUUCUUUUCUGGCCAUCUAGAUCAACAAACAGCAUUUUCUAUAUUGUUACAAAUUAUCUUUUCCUUAAAAGACAGCAUUAAAGCUUUAAGCAUAUAUUUUAAAUAAAAGUUGAUUCCCACUCUUCAGCUUUUAAUGAUGGUGAAAGAGAUAUAAACGAGAUGUCUCCUUCUUUGAAAAUUUUUUAUGUAGCCCACAGUUUCUUGAGAACCAUUUAGAGAUGCCUUCAAGUUGGAAAGAGAUAAAAAGAAAGAUAUUUACUUCUU